Molecule: messenger RNA, 1098 nt
Organism: Phycomyces blakesleeanus NRRL 1555(-)
Lineage: Eukaryota; Fungi; Mucoromycota; Mucoromycetes; Mucorales; Phycomycetaceae
Exons: 6
Source: RefSeq, a predicted model, not a curated record
CAGGUAUUUGACAUGGAUGGCAAAAGAAUCCUUUGCACGGCCGAUGUACGAGGCAACAUCGCUCUCCUGAAUAAACUCGCCAAGGACACAAACGCACAAUACAUCAUUCACACGGGUGACUUUGGUUUCUAUGAACAAUCUAGUUUAGACCGUAUCAGUGACAGGACUCUGCGUCACUUGGUUCAGUACAGCACUUUGAUUCCAGCCACCACCCGCAACUAUCUCAGCAAGCUCGAAGUACCAAAAGUCCGCUCUGCAUUUGAGGAAUCCUAUCAACACCUGCUUUCGCAGUUUACAGACUUCUUGGCCGGAAAACAAAGGCUGGAAGUACCAGUCUAUACAGUUUGGGGCGCAUGUGAAGAUGUUUCGGUGCUUGAAAAGUUUAGAUCUGGAGAAUAUAGCAUCCCAAACCUGCAUAUUCUUGAUGAGGCCAAUAGUGAGUUAUUGAACAUCGGUGGUGUUUCCCUACGUUUGUUUGGAUUAGGUGGUGCCUGUGUCCAGCACAAACUUUUCGACAAUGGUGAAGGCACAGACACAAUUGCCGGUGGAUCAGGUACCAUGUGGACAACAACUCUGCAGAUCGGUGAACUAGUGGAGACAGCUCAAGAGGUAUUUGAUCCCUCUGAGGUUAGGGUGUUGGUGACCCAUGCAAGUCCUGGAAGAGAAGGCCUUUUGGCCCAGCUGGCACUCUCCCUAAGAGUUGAUUUCACCAUAUCUGCUGGUCUCCAUUUCAGAUACGGUAUCAGUUACAAUGAGUUUGCGUGUCAGCCUCAUCAGGACCAUUACAGAAAUCGAUUGGAGGCAUCAAAAGAAAGCUUUAUGAAUUUGUGGAACAGUAUUCAGAGCCAAGUAGAGAGCAGUGUAGAUGUCCACCAAAAGAAGCUCCUUAAACACGCACUUGACGUUGUGAACCGCCUUCCUCCAGAUGCUCAAUAUACACCUUCUGCUCCAGGACCAGCAGGAUCUCAACCAGACGCCAACUUGGAUGACCAAGCCUUCAAGAACAUGUGGAACUUUAAUUUGCCAGAUGCUGCUUACGGUUGGACUAUCCUGAACAUUCAAAAUGGUCACAUUGGAACAGAGACACACAGUGGAGGA